This is a messenger RNA of Wyeomyia smithii (pitcher-plant mosquito), 1836 nucleotides long. RefSeq lists its product as uncharacterized. Gene Ontology annotation, molecular function: catalytic activity. The coding region runs from base 1 to 1836 and encodes 611 amino acids. The record is from RefSeq and is a predicted model, not a curated record. Lineage: Eukaryota; Metazoa; Arthropoda; Insecta; Diptera; Culicidae. The transcript has a single exon.
AUGUCAUCAAGAUUAUUUUCAUCCGCCUUGUCUAUUUCUGCCUAUCGGAUACUGGGACGCAACGAAGUUAGCAUUAUGGAAACCCCCAAGCCCUCCUCCAUUGUCGAGCCGCUGCCGCCAGCGAUCAUCAGCCGUCCCGGUCCAGUGCGUGGGUGUGGUGAAGGGGUUCUCCAACCCGCUGUAAACGGCAAGUACCCGUUUAGUUUGAACGCUUCCACCGCUGACGAAACUUCCGCUUCUAGGACUACUGUGAUUGGUAAUAUAAAAAUUUACUACCAGAACGUGAGGGGAUUACGAACAAAAAUAGAGGAUCUGUUCCUGGCGACGCUUGACUCGGAACACGAUGUUAUUGUUUUGCCCGAGACAUGGCUGAACAGUGAAAUAAACUCAGUGCAGCUAUUUGGAACACAAUAUAAUGUAUACCGCACUGAUCGUGAUGCAGCUAGAUCUGGAAAAAUGCGAGGUGGUGGUGUCCUUAUUGCUGUAUCAAACCGAUUUGCAUCCAGGCGCAAUUUGUGUACUCAUGACGAACUUGAACAGCUUUGGGUUAAUAUUAACUGUCGGGGCAGCAGCAUUUGCAUUGGCGUCAUACAUCUUUCUCCCGAUUACUCCAAUGAUUCUAUUACCGUGCAAAAACAUAUAGACAAAAACGCACUUGAAAUUUCGUGCUCGCUCCAGCCGCAUGCAACUCAUUUGCUCUUUGGAGACUACAAUCAGCCUGGUAUUACCUGGACACGUACAAGCUCGGGCUAUGCUAUUCCAAACAUUUCCGAGUCUACGUUUUCUGGAACUGCUUCUGCUCUUCUGGACGGUAUGUCGCUGCUGAAUAUGUUACAGAUGUGCACUGUCACUAACGAUAGGAAUCGAACGUUAGAUCUCUUAUUCGUCAAUGAGGAAUCGGCACCGGAUUGCACUGUCGUUGAAGCUUGUGAGCCUCUACUAGAAAUGGAUUCGCAUCACCCUCCUCUAUUGGUCACUCAAGCAUUUCCGCAACCAGUUGAUUUUGAUGAUACGCCCGAAGAUAGGGAAUUUAAUUUUGUCAAAGCAGAUUUUAUUGCACUAAUGGAUUCGUUACAAGCAAUCAACUGGGAAACGGCACUAAAUCAUGCUAUGGAUGUUAAUCUUGCUGUAGAAAGACUCUCAACUAUUUUACUUCAGCUGUUCAGUCUUCACGUUCCAGCUCCUCGUCCCAGACCGAAACCACCCUGGUCUAAUCAGCGGUUGAAAAAACUAAAACGUUUGAGAGCAAAAGCACUUCGCAGAUACACACAUCAACGGAAUCCCUUGACAAAGCGAGACUUCACCCAGGCCAGUAAUAACUACAGAGCAUAUAACCGUAUCCCUUAUUCACAGCAUAUCCUACGUGUACAGUCAAACCUCAGAAGAAACCCCAAAGGUUUCUGGGCUUUUGUGAAUGACAAACGUAAGGAAAGCGGACUCCCUUCGCAAAUGUUUUUGGAAGGAGAAGUUGCAAACACUCGCGAUGGCAUCUGCAACCUGUUUGCCAAGCACUUCUCUAGUGCAUUCAACGCAUCCCCUGCUAGCGCUGUACAGGUAGAAAAUGCUCUUCAAAACGUUCCAAACAAUGUAAUGAAUCAAGGCAAUGUUCGAUUCAUCGACGAUGAUAUCAUGCUUGCAAUAAAGAAAUUAAAGUCAUCUAUGAUACCUGGUCCAGAUGGAAUUCCUGCCAGUGUAUUUAAAAAAUGUGCUACUGCCCUUUGUGCUCCAUUAAAAUUAAUAUUUAACCAGUUGCUGGCGCAAGGAGUAGUUCCAGAGCGCUGGAAAAAUCAACAAUGUUCCCAGUUUUCAAAAAAGGGGAUAAACAAAUACAGCUAA